AUGAAAGUAGCAUCAUGGACAGCUGGCUUGCUAGCGGUAGGUCCGUUGCUAGCGCGGGCUGAGAUAGAACAGCCCAGUAUGCAAGAAACGACAAACUUCUGCAAAAUGGACAAGGACUCGCUGGUGGGCUCUAGUUGCGACGUUACUUUCACGGAAAUCAACGACAUCAACCAGAAAAUACGGCAAGAUCUGCUGUCAUUAGUGCACAGCGAUUUUUUCAAAUACUUCAAACUCAACCUGUACAAGCAGUGUCCCUUUUGGAGUGACAAUAACGGAUACUGUGUAAAUCGGGCGUGUGCUGUGGACGUUAUCGAGGAUUGGGAUCAGCUGCCAGAGUACUGGCAGCCCGAAAUCCUGGGAGGGUUUGCCAACGAAAGUGUCAGUGCCGACAAGGCACGCGAUGAUGAAUGCUCGUUCUUGGAUCAACUUUGCGAUAAAUCUUUCGGCCAACGAGGCCAAAAGGGCCCUGAUAUCGAGUACUGCGAUGUCGAAGACUUCGAUCACGACGAAUCGGUGCUGGUAGACCUCACCGCAAACCCCGAGCGUUUCACGGGGUACGGUGGAGAACAGUCGUCACAGAUCUGGUCCAGCGUUUACCGCGAGAACUGUUUUUCUGUGAACGAAACCGGCCAGUGUUUGGCCAAAGACGCAUUUUACAGAUUAGUGUCUGGUUUGCAUGCCUCGAUAGGUACCCAUCUCUCUAACGACCAUUUGAACACCGAGACUGGCCAAUGGGGGCCCAAUCUCGAGCUUUUCAUGCUUCGUGUAGGCAAUUUCCCAGACAGAGUGGCAAACAUUUAUUUCAAUUACGCCGUGGUGGCCAAAGCGCUUUGGAAAAUCCAUCCAUAUCUUUCGCAUCUCGGGUUCUGCAACGCGUAUCAUGAAGACGUUAAUUCCAUGAUCACCAGCGUUGUAUCGAGCCUUGACUCCAAGAUUUUCAACGAAGACCUUUUAUUCCACGACGACAUCAGCUCAAAGCUCAAGGACGACUUCAGGUCGAGAUUCAAGAAUGUGACCAAGAUUAUGGACUGUGUGCACUGUGAUAGAUGCAGACUUUGGGGUAAAGUACAGACUACAGGUUACGCAACGAGUUUGAAAAUCUUGUUUGAAAUCGAUUCAGAAAAUGAAGACGUGAAGCAAACCAUUGUUGACAAGCUAACGAAAUAUGAGCUGAUCGCUCUUUUCAACACUUUUGACAGACUGUCCAAGAGUAUUGAAUCUAUCAACAACUUUGAGAAAAUGUACAAUGACAGUUUGUUGACAGCUAGCGACAGAAUCUUGGCACGUUUCAAGGGAAACAACUUUUUCAAACUUCUCAGUAACGCUGGCAAAAGCUUGAGCUCUUCAUUGAAGGAUAGGGUGAAUGAAAAUCAAACAGGAAAUGUAAGCACAGAGGGAAUCGAUUCGGAAAAGUCUAACAUGGAAUCCGUCAAGAAUCAUACCGAUGAGAUCAAGGCAGCGCUGGAAAAUGUUAUUCCAGAGAGUACGGAUGUUGGUAUUACCAACUUCACCAACUCUGAUUCUGCUACACAUGAUAACGUUACAGAAGAAAGCUUCGUGCGUGUCAAAGAAACUAAUGACAAAAUAAACGAGACCAUUGCUACCGAAACGCAGGAAACGAAGAGCACAUCAAAGAUUUUUGAAGAUGUGGUCAUGCCAUCAAAGAAGCCUGUCGUCAAAAAAGAAGUCGAGGGUAACAGCUGGAGCAAAGCGUGGACGACCGAAAUGGGCAACGUGAAUGAGGCGCUGCGGUUCAUUUUCAGAAGUUAUCUGAACUUUCCACGAACCCUAGCAAGAAUGGCCCUAUACAAAAUGAACAACUUAUGGAACUCUUUUGUCGGGGUUCCUCGUUACGUGAACGAUGUUGACCCGGAAGAGCCUGCUUAUAAGUUAAACAUCCAGUAA
Molecule: messenger RNA, 1905 nt
Organism: Lachancea sp. 'fantastica'
Lineage: Eukaryota; Fungi; Ascomycota; Saccharomycetes; Saccharomycetales; Saccharomycetaceae
Source: the annotation of a GenBank genome assembly